Molecule: messenger RNA, 3784 nt
Organism: Perca flavescens (yellow perch)
Lineage: Eukaryota; Metazoa; Chordata; Actinopteri; Perciformes; Percidae
Gene: rasgrf1
Product: Ras protein specific guanine nucleotide releasing factor 1
Exons: 27
Coding region: 1-3768 (1255 amino acids)
Biological process (GO): Ras protein signal transduction
Cellular component (GO): plasma membrane
Molecular function (GO): guanyl-nucleotide exchange factor activity
Source: RefSeq, a predicted model, not a curated record
AUGCAGAAGGGAAUACGACUUAAUGAUGGUCAUGUCACCUACCUGGGGCUUUUGGCGAAAAAGGAUGGUACAAGACGAGGGUGCUUGAGCAAAAAAAGCUCAGACAACACGAAAUGGCACACAAAGUGGUUUGCUUUGUUACAAAAUAUGCUCUUUUAUUUUGAGAACGAGUCCAGCUCUCGACCCUCGGGAUUAUAUCUGUUGGAGGGAUGCUUAUGCGACAGGGCGCCUUCACCAAAACCUUCACAGUCAGCCAAGGAGUGUUUGGAAAAGCAGUACUAUUUCACUGUCAACUUUACCCAUGAAAACCAAAAGGCGCUUGAGUUACGCACAGAAGAUGUAAAGGACUGCGAUGAAUGGGUGGCUGCAAUAUCACACGCCAGUUACAGAAACUUGGCCAACGAGCAUGAGACUCUCAUGCAGAAGUAUCUUCAUCUGCUUCAGAUUGUGGAGACGGAGAAAACUGUUGCUAAGCAACUUCGACAACAGAUAGAAGAUGGGGAAAUAGAGAUUGAAAGGCUUAAGUCAGAGAUCUCUGGGAUGCUCAAAGACAACGAGAAGAUUCACGACAGCCCUGCAGCCGCCCCAACAGAUGACGACUCAGAAAUCAAGAAAAUCAAAAAAGUCCAGAGCUUCCUGCGAGGCUGGAUCUGCAGGAGGAAGUGGAAGACAAUCAUCCAGGAUUACAUCCGUUCACCACAUGCAGAGAGCAUGAGGAAGAGGAACCAGGUGGUGUUCAGCAUGUUGGACUCAGAGGCAGAGUACGUCCAGCAGCUUCACAUCCUGGUGAACAAUUUCCUGAGGCCCCUCCGCAUGGCAGCCAGUUCCAAGAAACCGCCCAUCACCCACGAUGAUGUCAGCAGCAUCUUCCUCAACAGCGAAACUAUCAUGUUUCUACAUCAGAUAUUUUAUCAAGGUCUAAAAGCCAGAAUAGCGAGCUGGCCAACAUUAGUGCUGGCCGACCUGUUCGACAUCCUGCUGCCCAUGCUGAACAUCUACCAGGAGUUUGUGAGGAACCACCAGUACAGCCUGCAGAUCCUGGCUCACUGCAAGCAGAACAGAGACUUUGACAAGCUGCUGAAGCAGUACGAGGCUAAGCCCGACUGUGAGGAGAGGACUCUGGAGACCUUCCUCACCUACCCCAUGUUCCAGAUUCCCCGCUACAUUCUUACGCUCCACGAACUUCUGGCCCACACUCCCCAUGAACACGUAGAGAGAAACAGUCUGGACUACGCCAAAUCUAAGCUGGAGGAGCUUUCCAGAAUCAUGCACGAUGAAGUGAGCGAGACCGAGAACAUCAGGAAGAACCUGGCAAUAGAGCGCAUGAUCAUAGAGGGCUGCGAGAUUCUCCUCGACACCAGCCAGACAUUUGUAAGACAAGGGUCUCUCAUCCAGGUGCCGAUGAGCGAGAAGGGCAAGAUCACCCGUGGGCGACUAGGCUCUCUGUCUCUGAAGAAGGAAGGAGAGAGGCAGUGCUUUCUCUUCUCCAAGCAUUUAAUCAUCUGCACCAGGGGUUCUGGGGGAAAGCUUCAUCUCACCAAGAAUGGAGUAGUCUCGCUUAUAGACUGCACUCUUAUGGAGGACCCUGAGGGGACAGAUGAUGAGUCCAAAUCAGACAAGAGUGGCCAAGAUAUGGAGCACCUGGACUUCAAGAUUGUCGUGGAGCCAAAGGACAGCCAGUCAUUCACAGUCAUCCUGGUGGCCUCCUCGAGGCAGGAGAAGUCUGCAUGGAACAGUGACAUCAGCCAGUGCAUAGACAACAUCCGCUGCAAUGGGCUGAUGAUGAACGCCUUCGAAGACAAUUCCAAAGUCACAGUGCCACAGAUGAUCAAGUCAGAUUCAAGUCUGUACUGCGAUGAUGUGGACAUCCGCUUCAGCAAGAUGAUGAACUCCUGCAAGGUGCUACAGAUCCGCUACGCCAGCGUUGAGCGCCUGCUGGAGAGACUGACCGACCUUCGUUUCCUCUCCAUCGACUUCCUCAACACCUUCCUGCACUCCUAUCGUGUGUUCACCACCGCUGAUGUGGUGCUAGACAAGCUCAUCACCAUCUACAAGAAGCCCAUCAGUGCCAUCCCUGCUCGGUCCCUGGAGUUGUUCUUUGCCAGCAGCCAGAACAGUAAGUUCUUGUAUGGAGAGCCUCCCAGCUCCCCCAGGGCCAGCAGAAAGUUCUCCUCCCCACCUCCUCUCGCUAUCGCCAAGAAUUCAUCCCCAAACCGCCGGCGCAAGCUCUCCCUCAACAUCCCUAUCAUCACUGGGGGCAAAGCUCUUGACCUUGCUGCCCUCAGCUGCUCCUCAAAUGGCUAUGCAAGCAUGUACUCUUCCAUGUCCCCAUUCAGCAAGACCACCUUGGACAUCAACAAACUGUACGUGUCCAGCCCUACCUCAAGCAAAAUCCCUGAUGAGGGAGAAGACAAGAAGGACAAGGUGGAGGAUACCUUAGUGAGCAAACAAGAUCACUCUGUACGAGAAGAAAGUGACAUUGAUCAAAACCAGAGUGAUGAUGGGGACCCAGAAGCCUCUCCUAUCAAAUCACCAACCACUCCAAAAAACAUCAAAUGCAAAAACUCCUCAGAGUUCUCCCUGUUUUCCUACAACAACGGCAUGGUAAUGUCCUCGUGUCGAGAGCUGGACAACAAUCGCAGUGCCCUGUCUGCUGCCUCUGCCUUUGCUAUUGCUACAGCCGGAGCCAAUGAGGGCACACCCACGAAGGAAAAAUAUCGGCGGAUGUCCCUAGCCAGUACUGGCUUCCCAACAGAUCAGAGAAAUGGAGACAAAGAGUUUGUGAUCAGACGAGCAGCGACCAACAGAGUCCUGAAUGUCCUGAGGCACUGGGUGUCCAAACACUCUCCGGACUUUGAGAGUAACAAUGAGCUGAAGACAAAAGUUAUUGUCUUCCUGGAAGAGGUGAUGCAUGACCCCGAGCUGUUGACCCAGGAGAGGAAAGCAGCAGCCAACAUAAUCAGGACUCUAACUCAGGAAGAUCACAGUGACAAUCAGAUCACCCUUGAAGACGUGACACAGCUGGUGAAAGGAAAGGUCGAGCCCUUUGAGAGCCACUCUGCAUUAGAGAUCGCAGAACAGCUCACUCUGCUGGACCACCUGGUGUUUAAGGUCAUCCCGUAUGAGGAAUUCUUUGGACAAGGCUGGAUGAAGAAUGACAAAAAUGAGAAGACACCGUACAUCAUGAGAACAACAAAGCACUUCAAUGAUAUAAGCAACCUUAUUGCCACAGAGAUCCUGCGCUGUGAGGACGUGGUCACACGAGUGGUGGUCAUAGAAAAAUGGGUGGCUGUAGCCGACAUCUGUCGCUGUCUCCACAACUACAACGCAGUGCUCGAGAUCACCUCCUCCCUCAACCGCAGCUCUGUUUUUCGCCUCAAGAAGACCUGGCUCAAGGUUUCCAAGCAGACAAAAGGAUUGAUUGACAAGCUGCAGAAGCUGGUCUCAUCAGAGGGAAGGUUCAAAAACCUGAGAGAGGCUUUGAAGAACUGUGAUCCUCCCUGUGUGCCCUAUCUGGGGAUGUACCUCACAGACCUGGCUUUCAUUGAGGAGGGAACACCAAACUACACCGAAGACAACUUGGUCAACUUCUCAAAGAUGAGAAUGAUUUCUCACAUCAUCAGAGAAAUCAGGCAGUUUCAGCAAACAGCAUACAAGAUUGACCUGCAACCAAAGGUAACCCAGUAUCUACUGGAUAAUAGCUUUGUUCUGGAUGAAGAAAGUAUGUACGAAGCCUCACUCAGAAUUGAGCCUAAAGUGCCCAACUGAUGGGGUGUGAACUGAA